This is a messenger RNA of Rhea pennata, 1839 nucleotides long. It is a transcript of the gene TOE1, whose product is annotated as target of EGR1, exonuclease. Gene Ontology annotation, molecular function: 3'-5'-RNA exonuclease activity; snRNA binding; metal ion binding. The transcript is spliced from 7 exons. Gene Ontology annotation, biological process: snRNA 3'-end processing. Gene Ontology annotation, cellular component: Cajal body; cytoplasm. The record is from RefSeq and is a predicted model, not a curated record. The coding region runs from base 44 to 1687 and encodes 547 amino acids. Lineage: Eukaryota; Metazoa; Chordata; Aves; Rheiformes; Rheidae.
GCGGCGGCAGCAUGGCGGCGCCGUGAGGGAGGCGCGGGCGGCCAUGGCGGGCUGGCGGGUGCCGGUCGUGGACGUGCAGAGCGACAACUUCACGGAGCUGUGGCCCUCCAUGGUGCUGGCCGUGCGCACCGCCACCUUCGUCGCCGUGGACACGGAGCUGAGCGGCCUCGGCGCCAGGAAGUCGCUGCUGAGCCCGUGCAUCGAGGAGCGGUACAAGGCUGUGUGCAGCGCUGCCCGAACGCGCUCCGUGCUGUCGCUGGGAAUCGCGUGCUUCAAACAGCUCCCCGAAAAGCCUGAGAACACCUACCUCUCCCAGAUCUACAACUUGACGCUCCUCUGCAUGGAAGAUUACAUCGUCGAGCCCCAGUCAGUGCAGUUCUUGGUGCAGCACGGCUUUGACUUCAACAAGCAGUACUCUCGGGGGAUCCCCUACCACAAGGGCAAUGACAAGGGCAAUGAGAACCAGAGCCAGAGCGUUCGGACCUUUUUUCUGGAACUUAUACGAGCAAAGAAGCCCCUCGUUCUCCAUAAUGGCCUGAUUGAUCUGGUGUUCUUGUACCAGUGCUUCUAUGCUCACCUUCCAGACAGCCUUGGCACUUUCACUGCUGACCUCUCAGAAAUGUUUCCAGCAGGAAUAUACGACACUAAAUAUGCUUCUGAGUUUGAGACCCGCUUUGUAGCAUCCUAUUUGGAAUACGCUUACAAGAAGUGCAAGCGAGAAAACUGUAAGCUGAAGGACACCAGCAGCCAGCACCUUACCAUCGAGUUCUGCAACUACCCUGCCAACAUGUCUUGCUACAUCGAUUAUCGCUACUGUUCUUUGGAAGAGACAAGACACACUGUGGGGGAGGCAAAUAAGGUGCCUGUCUGCGAGAAAUUUUCAGCCUAUGGAUGGUGCCCAAAUGGAUUGAAGUGUCCCCAGUCUCAUAAUAUUGACCUCAUAAUUGAUGAGGAUGACAAGCUUUGGGAGGAGAAGCGGAAGAAACGGAAGCACAAAUGGAAACGUCGAAAGAAUGUAGAAGGGUCUGCAAAGGAAUUUGAGCAGGAAAGCUCAGGGAAAGAAAUAGAGCUAGCUCAGAAUGGGGAGGAGGGACCACCACGAAAACAGAGCAGCUGCUGGCUCAGAGAGACAGCUAUGCAGCUGGCAGAGAUCAUAUGCAACACUGAGGGUGGGCAGCUGGAGGGGACUGACAUGGAACCAGAGGUUAGUUCAGACACCAGCACACAUGCCAAAGUGGAGGAUGAUUUGGGGAGCACUGAAGCAACUGCUGUCCCCUUAGAAGCCUCCAUGAGCCCUUCUGCCAAGGGAAAUGGCUCUGACAGUGACCAAGUGGAAGGGAAAUCAGAGGUCCCUGCUGGGGCAGGCUCAGUCAGUCACCCAAACAGCUCUGAGACUGAAACUGCAUCUGCUGCAGGAAAGCAAAGGGAAUCCCAGGCCCUCCCUUCUCAGGGGGGCACCCACCGAGCUGGCUUUGAUGCUUUCAUGACUGGCUAUAUAAUGGCUUAUGUUUGGAUGCUCAAGAAAGGAAAAAGCACGGACACUGGUGCAGGGCCAUGGUUGCCAGACUGUCAUAAUAAACUGUACCUCAGUGGGAAAUCAGUGCCACUUCAAAUAGUGAAGAGCUCGUUUUCUAAAUCUUCCAAAGCUCACAGCCAGAAGAUGAAGUUGGCCUGGGCCAGUGGCUAGAGCUAGAAGACUCUCAGAAUUGUUUUGUGUCCCCCCACCCCAAGUUUUGAAGGUCUUGACUUUAUUCUAUCAAGAACUGACCAAGAAGGAAGCAAAUUUCUUAUUCCUGCUUUUGCUUUAACUUCUGACCAAUUAAAUUGCUCUCAAUUGGA